UCAAGUAAAGAUGUUCAGAAGCUGCAUGAAACGCAGCCACCAGCACUUUGCUGGUGUCUGGAGCAUUUUUCUUUUACUUCAGCAGUUUCAAGUUGUCCUUUUGCAGAAUAUUCAAGGGACUUCAUCUCCCUACUUACAAGAUGCCAGCACCGUAGACAAUUCCUGGAUGCCAUACUAUUUCAGCAUUCCAGAGCAUGGAGAGGAGUAUGGACAAUGGGAGGAAGGAGGAGGAGAAGAAAGUAUAUCUAAUGAUACUCUGAACUGCUGGGAAACCAUUCGCAAUCUUACAACAAGCAUUUCAGCAGUUGUACACCAGCAGCAGAGUGAAACAGUGUCCAAAAUUAAUGAAUGGAUAACUUCCUGCAACUCCACAGAUGAGCAACAACUGUACCAUUUCUGGAAAUCUCAGCCUUUUCUAAGCUCUCUGUACACAGUUCUGUCUGCAGUGCUUUAUUCUAUCAGUGACUGUCCUGGUAUGGCUGACAAUCGACUGGAGGAAGCUGUGAAUGAGAUGGGCUGUGAGUUGGUGAGUGGAGUAUUAGAUGCAAUGCAUAUGAUGAUGGAUAAUUCAAGUAAUAUUUCUGAUGAAACAAAUGCUACAGAGACAGAAAGCUGCUUGACUGAAGAAGCGUUGCUUUUAGAUGACCCAAUGGAAAAUGAAUUAAUGGAGAAGAAAGCUGAAGUUCUAUCUGAGAGUGUUGUUGGAAUGGGAGAAGUGCUUAAUUUGCUGAAGUCACUUUUUGAAACCCAAGUGGAGUCUGAAAGGUUAGAACUGCAGGCUGAGAUUGUCACAAUCACAGACAAAAUAAAAAAAUCAAUGAACUCAUUGGAAAAAACAGAUGAAGGGACUUUAAAGGGGAAGGACAAUGCUUUCCAGAAUGGAACAUGGCAUCAUGGUUCAAGACUAUCCAAAAAAUCCAGCAAAUGUUUAGACCCUGCCAAAUUGAAAGAGGGAUCUGUUCCAAAGCUUUCCAAUUCAUCCAUAAGACAAGUCUCUCGAGCAAAAAGGAGCAACAGUGAAGCGUUUCAACAAUACAAAGACAACAGCUUGAAAAAGGUUUCCAAGAUGAACACGUUGUUAAAAUGAGGCCGAUUACUGAAGAGCUGAUGGAAGCUCAGCUGUGGUAUUGGGAUGGGCCACAACUCAUCAACGUGGUAAGCGACUUGGUUCUGUCUGUUAUUAAGGGGAAUACUAGUGAAGAAAGCAGUCUGAUUUUAGUUAAAUCAAACAAGGACAAACAAAAUCAAAGUUGGAAAUCAGCCAAUGAUAUGAUAAUCCAGGUUUCAUGGAAUACUAGUGCCGUGACAUUAAACAUUAGCAAUGGGCUUGUUGCUCUCCAACCAAUAGGUGGUGGAAUCUUUCAGAGUUGGGAAUUCAUUGACAGCAAUGAAGUCUCUUCUAAUCCUGACAGACUGCAUUGCUCAGACAGUUCACCACAGGAUCGCACAUAUUUUUUUAUCAGGAACAAACAGCUGCCAUGUUUAUUGCUUACAGCAACAUCCAAGGGACAAAGCCCAGUAUUUAUACAUUAUAAUACAAGCACUUUUGAGAAACAACUUUGGUACUGGGAACAAAACCAUUUAAUUAAUGUAGAUACUGGACUGGCGCUGCAUAUUGAACAACCAAAUCAGUCCAGAGAGUCUCGCGUUGUUCUGUUGCCCAUGUUUAACUUUGAAAGCUCUCAGAAAUGGAUGUUUGAAGAUGGGGUCUUUGAAUCAAUGUUUGAUGAAGAAUGUGUUUUAGAUACUGUAAAGAAUGAUGAAGAGAUGCAUAUACUACACAUUGUAUGCUCCAGUGGAAGAAAAGUGUCUCAGUGGGAAAUUAUUUUAUUGAACGAAAUCUCAAACAGGACAGAAGAGGUUGUGUGUCUCUUUUUUAUUCAAAAUAAACAUUUUCCAUGUGAGGUUCUGACUGGGUUUGCUGAAUCCCAAGAGGUCAACCUCAGACCUGUAACUGAUGAACUGAUAGACUCCCAGCUCUGGUACUGGGAUGGAAAUUAUCUUAUUAAUUCUAAUAGCGGUCUAAGUUUGGGGAUUGUAAUGAAUGAGAACAAUUACGUUGCUUUAGUGAACAUAACUCUUCAAGGAAACUACACUUGGGCCAAAGAUGCUGACUAUAUCCAAUCAGACGUUCUGAAUAACAGUGUGCUUACAUUAGAUACUAUCAAUGAUGGCAAGGUGCAAGUUGUGGGAGCAGAUUCUGACAUGAUUCAUAGUGCUUACACUGUUCAAAACUGGACAUUCAUUCAAAAAAAAAAGCUUUACUUAACCCUGAUGUACUUUACUGUAAGGAUAUUGCAGAGAAGACAGUGGAUCUAUAUUUCAUAAAAAGUUCAUCACAGCCUUGUAAACUUCUGACAGCAACAGCCAAAGGUGAAAGUCCUCAGUUGAAACAUUUUGAUGAAGACAAUAUUGAUAUGCAGCUCUGGUAUAAAGAAGGAGAUCAAAUAAUCAACAAAGCUUUAGGGCUUGCAUUGCAUGCUCAUCAAGAACUAAAGGAUGUGUCGGUUAUUCUAUGGGACAGCUUUGCAUUUGCCACAAGCCAAAAAUGGGGUAAACAUUCAAGUACUCUGAAAUCAAAAAAAUAUAACCACUGUGCUCUCACUGUUGAAAACGGGGCUCGUAACCCAGAUGAGUUGACAGUGACAUGUAAAAAACAUGUUCACCAGCACAAGCAACACUGGGAGUUUGUAGAAUACACAACUGCUACUAAAAACCUUGAUGCUGUCGCCUGUUUCUAUUUCAUAAGGAAUGGACAUGAAUCGUGUGAAUAUUUGACUGGAUUUUCGGAAGGGCAGCAAGUUAAACUACGUCCAGUAAUUAAAGAAUUGUAUAAAAAUCAGCUUUGGUACUGGAAUGGUGCUUAUCUAACACAUAUGAAAUCUGAUCUGGUACUGGGUAAGAAAAAUACAUCUAUCAAUGCUAUUUUGCAGAAUAAACACUCUGACUAUACUAACCCUAAUGCCCAGAAGUUUAUGUAUGAUGAUAACAAAUUCCUUUCCUCAUCUGAUGACAAAAAGGUACUAGAUAUCAACAUUGAUGAUGAUGGUAACAUAUAUUUUAAUCGUCUGUCUUCUGGGGUUUCACAACAUUGGACAUUUAUUGAAAUGACCUGGGGUUUAGAAAAUGAAGAUCAACUGUCCUGUGCACCAGUCAAACAAGAUCCAAUAUUGUUUUUUAUUAAAAAUUUCAACAAGCCAUGUGAAUUGCUCUCUGCAAUUGGAAAAGGUGAAAGUCCACAAUUUCAACAUUUUGAUAGUGAGAAUUUACAUUUGCAGCUCUGGUACUGGGACAGUUUCCAUUUGGUGAAUAUAGGGACUGGCCUGACUCUACAAGUACAAGAUAAAACCAAAAAUGUAGUGCUGUGGCCCGUCUAUGCUUUUGGUAAUGGUCAGAAAUGGCAACAGAAUGAAAACAAAAUCGGACUUGUGAAAAAGCCAGACUGUUUGCUGGAUACCUCAACAGACAGAGGUGAAGUGACACUAAAUGCAAACUGUGCUGCCAGUGGAAACAGCAGUACUUGGGAAAUGAUAGAAUUUGAUGAUGAACUGAGCAAUCGUAACAGAUUGCAGUGCACCUAUUUCAUAAAAAAUGGAUUACAGCCUUGUGAGCUCUUGACUGGGUUUUCAAAAGGAGAAAGUGUUAAAUUAAGACCACUGUCUGAAGAAUUUUUCAUGAGCCAGCUGUGGUAUUGGGAUGGAAAACAUCUCAUUAAUGAUGGUAACCAGUUGGCAUUACGUGUAGACAUCCAAGGACUUAAUGUCAUUCUGUCAACACAAAUAAAUGUGUUUAAAAGUCAGAUGUGGGAAAGGGAUAGUCUAUAUCUGAAAUCACAGGGGAAAGAUGGACAUGUUAUGGAUCCUAAUGGAGCAAAUGUUGGCUUGUCCAUUCCUGAUAACAGUGACAGACAAAAGUGGCAUUUCAUUCAAAGCGAAGUCGGUCUUAAAAAUCCUUCGUUACUGCACUGCCAACCAGAUCGAGAUGGACUUGAAAGAUAUUUUGUAAAAAUUGAGCAGCACCCAUGUAAUUUGAUGACACAGAUUGAAUGUGGAGAGGUGAAUCUGCAUGCCUACAAUGAGGAGAAAGUUCAGGAUCAGCUGUGGCUUCAGGAAGGAGCUCACAUCCUCAGUGCUAACAAUUACCUAGCUCUCAGUAUCAAAAACCCUAAAAUACCCAAUGCAUUAUCUGUAUCAUUAAAGACAAAGUACAGCUACGAACAUUAUCAGAUGUGGGAAAGACAUGAACAUCUGAUUAAGUCUCAGUUUAAAGAUGCGUCGAUGGCUCUGGGUUAUUAUAUAGAUAGCCUACAAAUGCAUGAAAUUGAUGGCACAGAUGCACAGAAAUGGACCUGGCUUCUUUUAAAAGAUGUUAUAGCAGAUAACAAAUUAUUAAGAUGUUCACGUUGUUAUGAUAAAGCUGAAGAGAAAGCAGCAAUGGUUAUGGGAUUUAUACCAGCUGUUUCUUUAUUUUAUAACCUUUUCCGAGCUGCAGUAUAUGCAGGGAAAGGGUGUAAUGAUGUGGCUAUAGAGAGCCUUCAGGAUGCAGCAAUUGAUAUUGCAAUGGAUCUGGGCAUUUUGGUAACAGGAGGUGCUCUUUCUGCUGUUGCUUAUGGAGCAAAAACAGGAUUUAAAUUUGGGGUAAAAGCUGGGGUUAAAGCUAUAGAAAAAGCCAUAAGGGCUUCUGUCAAACUACCAGUACUUGCAAUGAAGAUGAAAAUGAAAAUAGCGAUACAACAAGGUAUAAAAACAACAAUUAAGAAGUCUCUUGGCCAAACAAUAAAAACAACAUAUCUGACAGCGAAAAACACUGUCAAAUUAAUUAAGCAAGUUUCAUUGAAAACAGGAAAAGUUGUAAAGCAAAUCCCCAAAAAGAGUGUCAAGAUUGGGAAAACUUUGAAGAAACAGAUUAAAGAUGUGUCUGGCAGCAAGAUGUUUAAAAGCACAAAGAAAAUGUUAAAUGUAAAGAAUUUAAAAAGGACAGGUAUAAUUGCAGGACAAAAUAUAAAGAAAAUGUCCAAAAAAAUGGCAGGGAAACUGAAAGAAAUGGGAAAUCAAUUGGCGUCCAAAGCUGAGAAGCAAGUGAAGCGAUUGGAUGACAUUGAACAUGGGAAAGUUAAGAGCACCAAGAUUCGAUGCAAACGUAUGCUUGUAAAUUGUGGAUUUCCACCAACUGAAUUUCCAAUUGAUUCUGAAAUUAAAAAAACCUUUUCAAGUAUUAAGGAGAAAGGAAAAGAAGAUUUUCCAGAAGUUCUGAACUCACGUCAACAUGUCUACCUGUAUAUGCAAAAUAAAGAUGAUGAAUUAGAGAAGGUCUUUGGGAUAGAUAUAGUAAAGUCUAAAAAUCAAAAUCUACAUACUGAACAAGCACUGGAUAACAAUGCACUAGAAAUACUAGAAAGAAAAGAAAACAAAGGAAAAACGGUAUAUUGGUAUAGUUUAAACACUCCUUGUCAAACUCCUACUAAAAAUAAUCUACUAAAGCCUUGUUUUCAAUUUAUUAUUGACAAAUGUAAGGAGUGGUAUAAUAGUCAGAGGAUGAAAUGUGUGGUGGGAUUUGACAAGUGGUAUGCAACUCAAGAUAAGUCUUUAAAACAAGAUAUGUAUAAAAUUUAUACAUCUCAAGAUCAGAAUAUAAAUGCUAAACUCGAAGACUUUCAAAGAGACUAUAUACAAACCAUUGAAGAUAAUCUAAAACAAGGCAUACCUUUAUACACUGAAAACAUUGUCAGUGGAUUUGUUGAUGCAAAUAAAAGUAAAUUAAAAAGUAUACUGAAACAAACAAAAGUAAAAGAUACAGAUAUCCUGUGGGAACGUUUGAAAGUGUUUUGCAGAGACUAUCUAGCUAAAAUCAAAGAAGUAAAGUGCAAUUCAGUUCAAGACCUUAAACAGGAAAUCACUGAGAAUAUAUUAGAAGAUCACAUGCCUGGCUAUUUAGAACAAACGUUGGGACUGCAAAAAAUAAAACAAAUGAGAACAUUGAUUAAAACAAAUGAAGAGGCUUUGGAGAAAGGUCGAAUGCUAAUGAACAAUCCUGACAAUGUUUUUCAAAAAGCCUUUCUAGAUGAAUGGAAUAAAUCUAUUUGGCGAAAUACUGUCGAGGAAUCUUUUGAUCAAAUAAUCAAUAAAAAUCUUUACAAACAAUUCCUCAAAACACAGGACCAAAACACCUUCAGUAACUUCCUAAAAUUUGUUAAUCUUGCAGAAUAAAGAGGUCUGAUCAGUCACAUUACCUUUCUUGUGUGUUUUAGAUUAUUAAUACUUCCCCCCAGAUCUUUGUAUUAGGAAUAUUGUUAGUUGUAAAUUGCUUUCCAACUUCUUAUAUUUUGAAUGAAAGGGUUUUAUUAAUGAGAUUUUGCUAUCAGUUGUGCACAUGUAUCCCCCUUAAUUAAAUAGGUGUGUAACCUUGGAUUAAUGAGUCUUUAUGUGUUCUAACCAUGAACUUCAAUGUGAAGAAAUUACUCUGGCUAUUUUAACCCUCUAUUGUAGGUAACAAUUAUUGCUCAGGUAGCUUCAGUUCUGAAAUUGCUGAAUUGCUGCAUGGAUUUAUUUAGACUUCUCUGGAAGUAAGAGCUACUUCCAGAUAAGUCUAAAUCCUUCCAUCCAUAACCCUAACCCAUAACUGCUUAAUCCUUUAGAAGGUCACUGCGGUAAGCUAGAACCUAACCCGGCUGGCACAGGGCACAAGGUGGGACUAAGUCCAUCGCAGGGAACCAUACACACACACAUAAGCACACACUCACACAGAGAGUAAUUUAGAGUGACCAAUCAACCUGAACAGCAUCUUUGGACUGUGGGAGGAAACCCAUGUGAACAUGGGGAGAACAUGUAAGUCUAAAUCAAUAAAGGGCAUUAUUUUUGUAAGUUCCCAAUUGAACUAACACUUCAUAAUAUAUUUUGGUAAUAGCUUCCCAAAAAUGCUAUGAUUUUUUUCUCUCGACCGUACAGUAUAAAUAUUUUAUAAUGCAUGCAAUAGAAGGUUAAACUAAUACAAAGGGAAAAUAUUAGUUGAGAAACUUGAUUAAUAUAGUGGCAAUUCUUAAAGAAUCAUUAGUAUAGAAUUAUUGAUAGAGUGUGAGAUGUAAACUCUUUAUUACAAAUAACUUUAUUCUGUGAGAAAAUGGUAACGGAGCAACUGAAUGUUUUUUUGUUUGUUGUUUGUUUGUUUUUAUUUCACUUUUUACUGUUUUAUUGUGUUGAGCUGUGCUAAUUAUAUGAUGUGAAAAUUAAAUAAUACCAAAAUAGGCAUUACCUCUCUCCUCUCUGAAUACAUGCACAGAAUACACCUCCAGUAAUGUUAGAAUUAACCAACUUUCAUUUUAUCCAUGGAAACAGUCUCCAUGGCAGUUAUGGAACCAACGUCUAUUCUAUUAGCCUCAAAAUCUAAACUUUAGUUUCUAUAGUCUCUUCAUAAUUACAGUAUUAAGCGUACUACCUAAUAAUCUAAGCAAUAACAUAUAUUCUCUCAUUUAAUUCAAUUCUAACUAAAUAUUUACAGGUUUCUUUACACUUAGAAUGACAUUUUCAGUGUUUUUAUUUUUUACUAUCAUUUAGGAAUCAUUUUUCCAUUAAUGGGUUUUAGAUCAUAAAGUACUAGAGCUUUUUUAAAGGUGCUUUGUGUUCCUAAUGUUUAUUUCUUGGAUUAUAUCUGUUUAUGGGACAUGUAAUGUAAGAUUGUGUUGAAAUGCUGAGUGAUGCACUGAAUAACUAUUCACAAUUGACAGUUACUAAUCACUGACCGUUACUGAUGAUUUAUUGACUGCCUCUGUGAUCUUUUGUUUUUUUAAAGUGUAAUAGUUGUAAAAACAAGUGAUUUGUACCAUGUAUUACAUUUUGUAUGACCUUUUUAUAUUUUACUUUUGAUUUACUGUAUGUGCCUUAAAUAAAGCUUUGCUGAACAUU
Molecule: messenger RNA, 7898 nt
Organism: Myxocyprinus asiaticus (Chinese sucker)
Lineage: Eukaryota; Metazoa; Chordata; Actinopteri; Cypriniformes; Catostomidae
Exons: 2
Coding region: 11-1087 (358 amino acids)
Source: RefSeq, a predicted model, not a curated record